This is a messenger RNA of Symbiodinium pilosum, 3816 nucleotides long. Lineage: Eukaryota; Dinophyceae; Suessiales; Symbiodiniaceae. The record is from the annotation of a GenBank genome assembly.
AUGGAUGGUCAGCUUGUUAUUGAGCAGGUUGAAGGCACGCUUGCAGGGCCGCUUUCUCUGCGUGGAGUGCGUUAUGAGAAUGAGUCCAUUGCCCUGGAGUUGCAGGAGGCGAAUCUGGACUGGUUGCCCAGUGUGAUUCUUUUUUCAGACGCCCUGGUUCAUGUAGAACACCUUCGCCUGCAGGGGCUGCGGGUGGUUCUGAUCGGUACCGAUGUAGAAAAACCGGACGUGCCACAGCCGGCAUCACCCUUGCCGGAGUCGCUUUCUCUGCCGGUCUCAAUCCGCGUUGAUGAAUUUGAACUGACUCAGGCUGUGAUAUUGCGGAAGGAUCUGACGGCGUCUGACCCCAGCGAACGGGCGCAGUUGGAUCGCGUGGCUGCGAUUGAUCUGGUGUGGGACGAGGCAGGGAUCGAUCUGCCUGAGCUGGAGAUAAAAACACCUGAGAUUGAUCUCCAGGCAAAUGGCAACGUUAAUCCAAAGGGUAACUGGCCACUGCGCCUUGAUGCGGCUUACACAAUCAGCAUGGCAAGUAUGCAGCUGCCGGAUGUGGCCGGGCGCACCCGGGUGAGCGGCACGCUUGCGCAGCUGAAAGUGAACCAGCAGAUUGACGCGCCUUACGCGGUAGAUGCAAGGGCAAACAUCACUGAUGCACUGGCAACACCUCAGUGGCAAGCCAGCGUCAGCGUCAUGGGUGCACAACUCAAGGCGCUACAAGCGGAUCUCCCAGAUGUAUUGCUGGACGCUGAAAUUGCUGCCCAAGGCAAUGCUGCGCGAGCGGGCCUGACAGUUGACAUCAGCGCUGCCCAGACAGCGCUGCGCGUGACGGGAGAUUUGACCUUCGCUGGAACCCUCGACAACAAUCCAACCGUAGAUUUGAGCAUCGACUGGCAGGACCUGGUCUGGCCACUGGGUGCCGGGCAGGUGAACAUUGUCGCCAGUAAAACCGGUCACGCGGAGAUCAGUGGCAAGGUUGAUGACUAUCAGGUGAGCGUCAAAGCAGACAUUCUGCUGCCUGAAUAUCCACAAGGCAGUCUUGAUAUCACUGGCGCCGGCUCAACCACGAUGUUUGCUGUGCAGAAGUUUGAACUGGCGGUGCUGGGUGGUUUGGUCCGCGGUCUGGCACAGGUUGACUGGCAAUCGGGUCUGACAUCCAGUUUCGAUUUAACCGGCACAACCCUCGAUACAGGAGGCAUACUGCCGGACUGGCCCGGACAGCUGAAUUUCUCGGUGCAGGGAGAUGCAUUGCUGCCGUCUGAUGCGUUGCUUCAGGAUGCACGUAUCAACGUGACAGAUCUGGUGCUUGACGGUGUACUGCGAGACAUGCCGGUGAAUGCAGAGAUGAUGGGGUCCUACGCAGAUGCCGAGUUGCUACUGCCGUCGCUUGAAUUCACAACUCUGGAUACCACGCUGCAGGCGAAUGGCACUGUCGCGUUAAGCGAUACGGGACGCACAGACUUUAACUGGCAGUUUUCUCUGGCUGACCUGUCGCUGUGGCAGCAGGAGGCACAAGGGUCAGUGCAGGCAAGUGGACAGCUGGUGGGCAAUCUACGUGAGCCUCGAUUGCAAACGAAAGCUGUUAUGAACGGUAUCCGGCUGCAGGGAUUAAGCCUUCAAAAUGCUGCGAUAUCAGCGGAUCUUGGCCUUGAUCAACUGCCUUUGUCCCUGCAGGUUGUUGUUGACGAUAUAGACGUUGCGCAGACGUCACUGCAGCAGGUGACGCUUAAUCUCGAGGGUAGUCAUGCAGACCACUCUCUGAGGCUGUCUAUGACAAACGAAGCCGGUCAAGCCGAAUUUGCCGCGCUGGGUUCGUUGUCAACGCUGCCGGCGCUGGGUGCUCUGGCGCCGUUAAGCGACUGGCAGGAUGUCAUCUGGCAACUUGCUGUAACCGCACUGAACAUUGGUCAGGGUGAACUUGCUGUUGCGCUCCUGCAGCCAAACGAGGCGCGCGCAUCUACAGCUACGGUAAGUGCCAACUCUUUUGGCUUGGAGAAUACGUGUUUCAGUUUGUUGAAGGGUGAUGUGCAAAGCGCAGAUGCUGACAACCUGCAGCAACUGUGUGCCCAAGCCACCGGUUCUUAUACAGACAAAGUCAGUGGAUUAGUAACGUUGGAUAACCUGUCAAUCAACGUGCUGGAUAGUUUCCUGCCGGAGACGUUGAGUCUGCAGGGGCGUAUCAAGGGUGACCUGUCGGCAGACCUGGAUCUCAGCACAGGUUCUGCGCAAGCGGAUCUGUCUUUAAGCACCAGCGCAGUUGUUUUGCAGAAACUCAACAGUCGCGGUGACCAGCAGACGCUUUUAGCGUUCGCGCCGGGUAAGUUGUCCGGCAAUUUGCUGGAUGACAUUCUGCGGGCGGACAUCAACCUGCCGCGCAAUGGUGAAGAAGGCCUGCAAGCCAAAGUCAGCAUCGCAGCGGAUCAAGGCGAAGGCUUUUCUACCCGGGCACUCGAAGCUGAUAUCGCUGCCAAGCUCAGUGAUCUCGACUGGGUGGCGGAUUUCAUACCUGGUGUCAGUCAGUUAGAUGGGGUGUUCACCAGCAAUCUGCGUAUCAGCGGAACCGUUGCGGCACCGAACCUGACGGGCGACCUGAUAUUAAGUAACACAAAUGCAACCUUACCCGAUCCCGGACUGAGGCUGCGCGAGGUUAACCUCAUUCUACGCGGCGGUGGCGAUAAUGAUCUGACGCUUGAGGGUAAUGCGCUGUCUGGCCGCGGCGAAAUGUCUGUGUCAGGAGAUCUGCGGGACAUCGGCAAGGGUAUGAAUGGCCGGGUGGAUUUAACCGGUAGUCGGUUCCUGCUGCUCAAUACGCCAGAAGCAGAAAUCAUUGCUUCACCAAAGGUGACUGCGCAGCUCACCCAGGGUGCGGUUGAAAUAUCUGGUGACAUCUCAGUUGAUAAAGCUGACAUAGUAUUGAAAAGCCUGCCGCAAACGGCAGCGUCGGUCAGUGACGAUCAGAUCAUCGUCACGCCGGAAUCCGAGGCGGCGGACGUGAGCGAAAAUUUACAGGUCACCACAAAAAUUCGUUUGCUGCUCAAUGAUGCGGUUACUUUUGAAGGCUUUGGUCUGAAGUCUACGUUUACCGGCGCGUUGAAUAUCACUGAUUUACCCGACGAGCCCACAACGGCUCAGGGUGAAGUCAGUGUCGUAGAGGGGCGGUAUCAGGCCUACGGUCAGGAUUUAACUAUCGAGAGGGGCCGCUUGCUGUUUGUUGGUGGUCCUAUUGAUCAACCCGGCCUGGAUGUGCGCGCCGUACGGCAGGCAACACCAGAUGUGAAAGUGGGUGUGAUCGCGCGGGGUAGCCUUCGUGCACCUGAAUUUUCCAUUUUUUCUCAGCCCGCAAUGAGCCAGUCAAAUCAACUGGCGUACCUGAUACUGGGACGCCCCCUCAACGAGGGCACCAGUAGUGAGUCCUCCGCCCUCAGCCGUGCCGCCCUUGCCCUUGGCAUCCAGGGCGGGAAUUAUCUGACGGAACAAUAUGGUGACAAGCUGGGUGUGGACACCAUCGGCAUAGAGGCGCCCGCAGGGGAGACAAACGAACAAGCCUCGCUUGUUGUGGGUAAAUAUCUGUCUCCCAGGCUCUAUGUCAGUUAUGGGAUCGGCAUUCUGGACGCCAUUAAUACACUCAAGAUUGAAUAUAUUCUGUCGAGCAAAUGGUGCCUCGUUUACUGUCUAAGCUUCUGCAGCGUGGUGAUGGUGAUCUUCAUCAUCAACACCUUCUAUAUGGUGGUGUUGGUGCUCAGUUUUGUGGCCGUCGUCGCCGUGAUGAUGCUGGUGUUCGUUGACGUGACCGUCUUCACCAUGAUGAUGCUCGUGUUCUGA